Pomacea canaliculata is the source of this 1283-nucleotide messenger RNA. RefSeq lists its product as uncharacterized. The record is from RefSeq and is a predicted model, not a curated record. NCBI's taxonomy places the organism in Eukaryota, Metazoa, Mollusca, Gastropoda, Architaenioglossa, Ampullariidae. The transcript is spliced from 7 exons. The coding region runs from base 105 to 893 and encodes 262 amino acids.
ACCAGGGACAUCUUGAGCCCUUUCGUCGCUGAGCAGUUGGCAUCUGUUGUUUGGAGGUCGAUACAGCUGCUGACUGAAUCUUUCGGCAUACUUUCAAUAUAAUUAUGACGAAAGAAUCGAUGUCAGAUGUAGAAUUCCGCACUUUUCUUGCCAGGAUACAGCAAGAAACCGAUUCUCCUUACAGAAAACUUACUAUACUGUAUUCAUCACGAGGAUUUCUUAAUGCACAACAGGCAUCUCUUGUGCUGCAUGCUUUUAGCCGCUCAGAUGACAAAAUCAAAGCCAUCAGAAUGUUGGAACCAAGGUUAUGUUGGAUGACAUGCCAGGAUGCCCGUUUAAUACUGCAAGCAAUACCAAUUCAUCAGGAUCGGCUCCGUGGUCUGGAUUCUGUGAAAAGAUCAUUAACUGAUGCUCAAACAGCUGUUGGGGAAGAGUUCAUAUUGAGUACAUUCCCAUAUGAGGGAGACAAACGUAAAGCCUUAACCGUGCUUAAAACGGUUCACUCCACUGUAGCAGAUUUGAUCCCAGCAGGUGGGCAUCAGAUGUAUGCGCCUUUGGGAGGUGUCUUCUCACAGAGUCGACCCCUCAACCUCCAUGUGUAUGGCGAUUUGUACACACAGAAAAUGGAUACACUGGGGCCAGGAAAGAUUAACAUUCCAGUAACUGCAAAGCAAGGUGUAGUUCCCUCCAUCUACACCGGACACCCAUCAUAUGCUUACCCAGUUGACAAAACAUAUGAUGAAAGUCAUCAUUUUCCUGGCACCGUGGGGUUCCCAGCACGUGUUGAAGGGCCUUCUGUCUAUCCGGGAGGCGCUCCACCUCUAGGUAGACACAGUGGAGUCCCAGCAUCAACUGGUUUUCCAAAGCUUGAUUCGGCAGGAUUUGUAUAUUAAGCUUGUUUGAUGUAACUGUUUCCUAGUAGACUGUAACAGCUUUAGUACAGAUCUAUUGGUCUAUGGACAAUUAUGAAUGCCAUGUAACACUCCUGAACAACAGAGUUUAGAGCAUUAAAAAAAGACGUAAUACCUUUGCUUAGUCUUGAAAAGGAAAGCAACAGCAGACUGUGAAAAGGAUACAUAUAAUAAGGUAUUCGCAUAUUUCUAAAAACUGCCAGAGUAGAAGUUAGCAUCAUUAUUGCUAUGAUCUUCAAGUUUGUCAGACAGCUUGUAAAACCAUGUAACAUUUCUUGUAUGUUUGAUCUCUUUCCUUUGUAUGGUACAUUUUCUGUUGAGCAAUAUUAAAUAAAUCAGGAAAGACUCAGAGCAAAUAAAAACUCAACCUGG